Microthlaspi erraticum is the source of this 477-nucleotide messenger RNA. NCBI's taxonomy places the organism in Eukaryota, Viridiplantae, Streptophyta, Magnoliopsida, Brassicales, Brassicaceae. The record is from the annotation of a GenBank genome assembly.
AUGAAAUGUGACAACUUGUUGAUAAAGAAUCUCGAGAGAAGCUUCCUGCGAAAUAGCUCUUCAGGAUUCCAGAUGACGAAGCUCUUGUUGCUUUUGCUCCAUGAGAUUAUUGGAUCCGUUGAAGGAUCAUCCACAAGCUGUGUUUCAGGGCUUGUAUUAGGUGCAUUAGGAAAUGCCUUGAACGUUUUGAUGAUUCAUUGUCUUCUUGUGCCAUUGUGCUCGAAAUGGAUACUGAGCAUCCUCCAUAGCACUCACAUGAAGAGUUCAGGCUUCUGCCCAAAUGCCAAACUUCUCUUGAACUUCUUGAAAAACCAUAUCCUUGAGUUGUAUGUAAGCUCGUUCUCCUGUGAUGAUACUUCUCCAAUGCAAGAUGUUAGAUCCAACUUUGAUUUCAUGAAAGAUGAUACUGGCGAAUGUAGGCUCUUCAUUGAGAGUGUUAUCAUGGUAGGCUAUGAUUGCAACUCCCUCCACAUUUGA